AUGCACUGUGUGAACGGAAGUUCAUCUGUGGCCCUCUUUCGGCCCGGCGUGCAGUCCUUGUCUACAGCAGUUGCAGCAGAGGCGAGGAAGCGGCCCUUUCCUCGACACCGCUCACAAGACAACCCUGGCACCCGCUUCUGUGUGCCCUCAAAUUACGGGAUCGACACCAUCUUUGUCGCGCCUAGGCUGGACCACCGGUCCCAGUUUGCUUCCAAGUCUGCUGCAAGUCCUGAGACUCCAGGCUCCACCAUCUCCAGAGAGGCCAGCACCCAGUCUUCAUCAGCUGCGGCCAGCCAAGGCUAUGUUUUACCAGAAGGCAAAAUCAUGCCGAACACCGUUUUUGUUGGUGGAAUUGAUGUUAGGAUGGAUGAAACUGAAAUUAGAAGUUUCUUUGCUAGAUAUGGAUCAGUAAAAGAAGUGAAGAUAAUCACGGAUCGAACUGGUGUGUCUAAAGGCUAUGGAUUUGUUUCAUUUUAUAAUGACGUGGAUGUGCAGAAGAUUGUAGAAUCACAGAUAAAUUUCCAUGGUAAAAAGUUGAAACUGGGCCCUGCAAUCAGGAAACAAAAUAUAUGUGCAUAUCAUGUGCAGCCGCGUCCUCUGGUCUUUAACCCUCCUCCUCCACCGCAGUUUCAGAGCGUCUGGGGUAGUCCAAACACAGAGACUUACAUGCAGCCUCCGACCAUGACGAGUCCUAUAACUCAGUAUGUCCAGGCAUAUCCUCCUUAUCCAAGUUCACCAGUUCAGGUCAUUACUGGAUACCAGCUGCCUGUAUAUAAUUACCAGAUGCCACCACAGUGGCCUGUUGGUGAACAAAGGAGUUACGUUAUACCUCCGGCUUAUACAACUGUUAACUACCACUGUAAUGAAGUUGAUCCAGGAGCUGAAGUUUUGUCAAAUGAAUGUUUAGUUCACGAAGCUACUCCAUCCUCUGGAAAUGGCCCACAAAAGAAAUCUGUGGACCGAAGUGUACAGACUGUGGUAUCUUGUCUGUUUAAUCCAGAGAACAGACUGAGAAAUUCACUUGUUACUCAAGAUGACUACUUCAAGGAUAAAAGAGUACAUCACUUCAGAAGAAGUCGGGCAGUGCUUAAAUCUGUCUGACCCUCUCCACUAACUUGCUAGUCUCAUGGGGAGUUGCUGGUUUGGAAUAUUAUGAAGAGAUUGAAAGUUUUUCACCACUAUUUUGAUAAAUCACAC
Molecule: messenger RNA, 1197 nt
Organism: Tupaia belangeri chinensis (Chinese tree shrew)
Lineage: Eukaryota; Metazoa; Chordata; Mammalia; Scandentia; Tupaiidae
Gene: DAZL
Product: deleted in azoospermia like
Exons: 13
Coding region: 1-1101 (366 amino acids)
Biological process (GO): positive regulation of translational initiation; 3'-UTR-mediated mRNA stabilization
Cellular component (GO): cytoplasm
Molecular function (GO): protein binding; translation activator activity; mRNA 3'-UTR binding
Source: RefSeq, a predicted model, not a curated record